CGGCCUGCGAGCGCUCUGAGGUCCCGAUUCAUCGCGCUCGCCUCGCUUUUCUCUGGGCAGUGCACCUCAAUAGAACCCGGGACUGGGAGAGGUACUGGGUGUAACCCGCCACCCCUCACGCUCAUCACCAGCCAACUGACGUCCACCACCCCAUCGUUCGAACGGAUCCCCCAUCCCAGCUUUAAAGUGCCCUUCUUACCAUGUCCCAGAGAGGUGUUGAUAUCUGGGGAGUCAUCACCGGCGUCUUUGGGGCGCUCGCAAUCAUCUCUCCAAUCCUAUGGGGGUUGAUUUAUACCCAGCUGCCCUCCGUCAAGCUGCGUACGUUGGACGCCCUGCUUUUCGAGACGGAUCAGCUCCUCCGCAAGAGUGUGGACGAGGGUCUCAUUAGCGAAGAUCAGUUCCGUCUGCUUAUGUGGGCAACGCUCCGCCGUAUCGACCGGGUGAGGAUACAAGUGUAUCCAUCGGGGCCGUGGUCACACGAAUAUACGAACUGGAAGAAAGGAAUAUCUAGGGACAUCACUGUCCUCAUCGCUGAAGUGAACGAGAUACGCGCGAAGAUCGCCAGGAGCAGCUCCAAAGAAAGGCAAAAGCUGGAUGCAUCUGGCAAGGCCGCCGAUUUGAUCCUGUCGGCGCGGAAGCUGGAGACUACGCUGUCUGCCAUGCCUAGCGAUAGUGGGUCGAUGCGGCCGUCUGCCAGUUCAUUGUUGCUCGCGCAUCUGGACCCGCCUCUGGCGGACAGUGGUCGGUGUCCACAUACGGUGCCGCUCCCUGCCGUGACCAUUGCUCCUCCCGCCACCGAUGCCACGCUCUAUCCUUCGCCAUUCGGGGACAUCUACGCCACCUCUGACAACAAGCAAAACCUCACCCCCGCCUCUGACGAAGGGUCUACUCACGAGCACUCGUUGCCUUCCUCAGGCGCUCCGCCGCUUGUCUCGGGAGACUCCCGGACUCGCCGCGCGAUGCGUCGCGCUCUUCUGGCACGCUUUGGCAAAGAGCUCCUCGCUUCUCACCCCCAUACACUCCCAUGCACACCCGUCGGCGAAACUCCCUCGCAUAGGUCGAUGUCGCUCGAAAGCGACUCCGCAUUAUCUGCGCGGUAGGCCUCAUGUGGCACCACCGCACAACGGAUCUACUGGCCUUCUCAUGGUAGCGUUUGCGUCUCGGCCU
This is a messenger RNA of Trametes versicolor FP-101664 SS1, 1167 nucleotides long. RefSeq lists its product as uncharacterized. The transcript has 5 exons. The record is from RefSeq and is a predicted model, not a curated record. NCBI's taxonomy places the organism in Eukaryota, Fungi, Basidiomycota, Agaricomycetes, Polyporales, Polyporaceae. Bases 201 to 1100 code for a protein of 299 amino acids.